Jaculus jaculus (lesser Egyptian jerboa) is the source of this 3227-nucleotide messenger RNA. RefSeq names its product tetratricopeptide repeat domain 39B (gene Ttc39b). The record is from RefSeq and is a predicted model, not a curated record. Gene Ontology annotation, biological process: negative regulation of cholesterol storage; cholesterol homeostasis; regulation of cholesterol metabolic process. Gene Ontology annotation, molecular function: protein binding. The transcript has 20 exons. Bases 95 to 1939 code for a protein of 614 amino acids. NCBI's taxonomy places the organism in Eukaryota, Metazoa, Chordata, Mammalia, Rodentia, Dipodidae.
UUUCCCCAGCGCUGGGCUGAACCCGGAGCCGGGGAACUGAGUUGAUUCUAAGUUCACCACCUGGUUUUCAGGCGGUGGCAGCCGGAGGACGAUCAUGGCGCUGGUCGGUAACCGAGUGGAGCUGGAAGCAGAUGAGGACAUCUUUGAAGAUGCCUUGGAAACCAUCACUAUAUCUCCCUCAGAUAUGGCAACAAGCAACUUUCACUUUGUGUCAUGCGAUACAAAACGGACAUCCAGGCAGCUUGGAGCAUCUGAUGUGAGCAGUUCAUCAUCCAAGGUGGAUCUCAGGAGUGGCCUAGAUGAGUGUGCAGUGGCAUUGAACUUAUUUCUGAGUAACAAGUUUACAGAUGCCUUAGAAUUGCUUCGCCCAUGGGCCAAGGAGAGUAUGUACCAUGCCUUGGGCUACAGUACCAUUGUAGUGUUGCAGGCUGUCAUGACCUUUGAGCAACAGGACAUCCAAAAUGGCAUUUCUGCCAUGAAGGACGCUUUGCAAACCUGCCAAAAAUACAGGAAAAAAUGCACAGUUGUAGAAUCUUUCUCAAGUCUUCUUUCUCGGGGGUCACUGGAACAACUGAGUGAAGAGGAAAUGCAUGCGGAAAUCUGUUAUGCUGAGUGUCUCCUACAGAAAGCAGCUCUCACGUUUGUGCAGGAUGAAAAUAUGAUCAACUUCAUCAAAGGUGGACUCAAAAUUAGAACAAGUUACCAAAUAUAUAAAGAAUGUCUUUCUAUCCUGCAUGUGAUUCAGAAGAACAAACUUGAACAAGAAUUCUUCUAUGAGUUUGAAGGAGGUGUAAAGCUUGGAACAGGGGCCUUUAAUUUGAUGCUGUCCCUUUUACCAGCCAGGAUCAUCAGAUUACUUGAAUUUAUUGGAUUCUCUGGAAAUAGGGAUCUGGGCCUCCUGCAGUUACGGGAAGGUGCGUCAGGACGAAGCAUGAGGUCUCCACUGUGCUGCCUUACCAUCCUAGCUUUCCAUACGUACAUCUCCCUGAUACUUGGUACAGGGGAAGUGAAUGUUGUGGAAGCUGAGAGUCUCCUUGCGCCCUUCCUUCAGCAGUUUCCAAAUGGCUCACUCAUGCUGUUCUAUCAUGCCCGAAUUGAGCUGCUGAAGGGGAAUGCUGAAAAGGCUCAAGAGAUAUUUCGAAAAUGCAUUUCAGUUCAAGAAGAAUGGAAACAGUUCCACCAUCUCUGCUAUUGGGAGCUUAUGUGGAUUUACAUAUUCCAACAAAACUGGAUGCAGGCGUAUUAUUAUUCAGAUCUUCUGUGCAAAGAAAGUAAAUGGUCCAAGGCAACGUAUGUAUUCUUGAAAGCUGCCAUUUUGAGCAUGCUUCCAGAAGAGGAUGUGGCAGUAACAAAUGAGAGUGUGGUCGCUUUGUUCAGACAGGUGGAUGGCCUGAAGCAGAGGAUUGCUGGUAAAUCUCUUCCGACAGAGAAGUUUGCUGUGAGGAAGGCUCGGCGUUACUCCCCCUCCUUACCUGCACCUGUGAAGCUCGUCUUGCCAGCCCUGGAAAUGAUGUAUGUCUGGAACGGUUUUUCAAUAGUGGGCAAAAGAAAAGACCUGUCUGAAAACCUUCUGGUAACUGUUGAAAAGGCUGAGGCAGCUUUGCAAAAUGAAAACUUCAGUGACUACUCUGUGGAUGAUGAGUGCCUAGUAAAGUUACUUAAAGGGUGCUGCCUCAAGAACUUACAGCGGCCCUUGCAAGCUGAGCUGUGUUUCAAUCAUGUUUUGGAAAGUGAAAAGCUCCUGAAGUAUGACCACUACUUAGUGCCAUUCACUCUGUUUGAGUUGGCAUUUUUGUAUAAAAGCCAAGGGGACAUUGACAAGGCUAUAAAGGUCCUGGAAACUGCGAGAAACAAUUACAAAGAUUACUCCUUGGAGUCCAGACUGCACUUCAGGAUUCAGGCAGCUCUGCAUCUCUGGAAGAAAUCGUCAUCAGAUUGAUCAGAACAUGAAACACAGAGUUCCCCAUCAGCACUGGCUUCUGCUGUGGACCAGACUUUGUAUUAAAAUGGAAAUAUGAUCUUGUGAAUAAGAGACAGAAAGCCAGUUUCAUGAUCAAUAUUUUCUAUUGUCUGAAUGGUUUACUGUUAGUCUACAUUGUUUUCCCUUUAUGGAAUGGCAUCUAGAACUAUAUAGGAAGUCUUUAUAUUUUACCUCUUCAAAAGGGAUUUCAUAUUAGAUUUUAUUUGUGGGGUGAGAAGGUCUUUUAAAAGAUAGGUACAACAAAGUCUAGUUAGAUUAUUUAUUUUUUUAAUGUGGAAAUUAAUAUUAAGUAUCAAAUGGCUUUAAAAGUUGAGCCAUUUUUAUAUUUUUAGAUUGGUUGGUUCAUUAAGUUAAGAGAUAUUUUGUUGCUUACUACUUAAAUGUCAGAGGGAAAUAAAUAUCUUAUUAAAAAUGGCAUAGCAAUGAAUCUCAAAGAUUCUGAACGAAAAGAUGAACAGAGGACUUGUACUGGGUUAGGAUAAUGUGCUUCAUCAACCUUUCCAUCUUCAUCGAAGAGACCUGCAUCUAUAACAUACGAUGAAGUUGUAAAUUAAUGGGGUUCUAACCCUUUGUGUUGGUUAAAGGUGGUGACAUUCUUGAGAAUUACCCUGUUUGUGAAUGUACUUGUCUAUUACAAUAAUAACUUUCAACAACAUGGACACAUUUCCUGUGUAUCUAAAGUGAAGAAAGGCCAUAUUUAGAAAUUAUCUUUAACCUUAGUGAUGAAACCUACAGUAUAUACAUUAAUUAUUUUUCUUAUAGGAAGGAGAAUUCCUGUUGCUUUAAAUGAUACACAAAAUCGCAAUGAUUUUUACACUUACAACAUUGCUAAGAUCUCAUUUUCUAACCUCUGUAGCACUGUGAUGGACUGUUCUUGAUUCUCUAACUAGGAAACAGAAUCAGUCGUGGAGCUGCAAGCUCAGCUCUGUGUGGUCCUGGCUCUGCUACUGGUGAGCAGAUAGCCAGAGGCCUUUCUGGAGUCCCCACUCCCUGCACAUCACUAAGUCUUCCUCGUUUGUGAAGUGCAGAAGGAACAGAUGACUUUCAAGUUCUCUUAGUUUGCUAACUGUACAUCUGUAUAUUAGGUAUUUGUUUUCAAAACUAUUCAAUAUUUAAUCCAGACCAUUCCCACUUAGUGUUUUAUUGUUACUUUUCCAUCAUCCUCCCCCAAUCAACUGCUCUUACAUGUACUGUAACUAAGAACCAGAUUCAAUCCACUGAAGAAUACAGUUGAUGAAUCCAUGAA